This is a messenger RNA of Rangifer tarandus platyrhynchus (Svalbard reindeer), 306 nucleotides long. Lineage: Eukaryota; Metazoa; Chordata; Mammalia; Artiodactyla; Cervidae. The record is from the annotation of a GenBank genome assembly.
AUGGUCAAGAAGACCCUGACAUGCUGCUGGCCCUCAGGGCUUCGGCCUUACUGUCAGCUGCACGAGGGGAAGAGCUUUCUAAAUCAGUCCCCUGGCAGGGACUUUGGGGCAGAGCUGGGAACCAAGGCUGAGUGGGGGUUGGGGGAGGAGAUCACCACCGGGGCAGAGCCCAACGCAGCAGGACCGCGUCGCCUUACUCUCGUCCCGUUACCCUCUUCCUUUCCUUCCUUGGGGCCAUGGGCCUCGGUUGAGGGAGCUGGGAUGGUCUGGUCAUGGGAGGAGCCGCAAAAAACUUUGCUCCUUUGA